Messenger RNA from Scophthalmus maximus (turbot), 6191 nucleotides. RefSeq names its product SLIT and NTRK-like protein 1. Lineage: Eukaryota; Metazoa; Chordata; Actinopteri; Pleuronectiformes; Scophthalmidae. The transcript has a single exon. Gene Ontology annotation, biological process: axonogenesis; regulation of presynapse assembly; positive regulation of synapse assembly. Gene Ontology annotation, cellular component: postsynaptic density membrane; GABA-ergic synapse; glutamatergic synapse. Gene Ontology annotation, molecular function: protein binding. The record is from RefSeq and is a predicted model, not a curated record. Bases 615 to 2729 code for a protein of 704 amino acids.
UUGGGGGGGGCCGAGCGAGAGAGAAGCGGCGCAAACGAGCGAGGCAAGCACGCCGGCGAAUGCGAGGGGGGAUGCGGGUGUUUCGCAGCGGUGCGCUCGCCAGUCAAGCUCCAGCGCCGGGUGUGAAUUCAGCACCGGGGGAGAGGAGACAGCUCCCGACGCCGCCGCAGCACGCAGCGCCAGCGGACCGGAGGCGCAGUGAGCGAGAGCAGCGACAGGAGGCAGGGAUUUGCUCAUUCUCCCCGGUGCCAAGGUCAGUCUCCAACGAGCUGGGAGCGCCGAGAGAUGCGCCGGACUCCGCGGGCGCCCGCCGCUUCUGAUUCCGCCCGGCAACGCGCGGAGGCUCCGAGGAGCCAGUCGACGUGAGAGAGACGUUCAUGUGGCGAUCUUUUCUUUCUUUCUUUUUUUUUUUUUGCUUCCUCUUUUUCCCCCCUCUUCAAACUGCAAAGUCUGGACACGGGCGCAGGUUAGAUGCGGCGCGGAUCUGCGAUUAAGCCUCAUCUCCCUCCAGAAAUGUCCGUAUCCGCGUCUUUUUCCCCUCCCCGUUGACGCGGACUAAGAAUUCACAGCUCGCAUGUCUUGAAUCCGGGCAUGAAUUGCUCACGUCGAUAAAAAUGCUGCUCUGGAUUGUCCUGCUGAAUGCGGCUCUUUGUGUUGCGGGUGCCAAUGUGACAAGGGACGUCUGUAAGGAGCAGAUAUGCUCCUGCAACGAGAUCGAGGGAGACCUGCACAUAGACUGCGAAAAACGGAGCUUCACCACUCUGCAGCAUUUGACCGGCCCCAGCUCGCAGUUCUACCACUUGCUGUUGCACGGGAAUUCGCUCUCCAGGCUGUUUCCCAACGAGUUCGCCAACUUUUACAACGCCGUGAGCUUGCAUUUGGAGAACAACGGCUUGCACGACAUCGUGCCCGGCGCGUUCCUGGGGCUGCAGCUGGUGAAGCGCCUGCACAUCAACAACAAUAAGAUACGGUCGUUCAGGAAGAGCACGUUCCUGGGGCUGGACGACUUGGAAUACCUCCAGGCUGAUUUCAAUCUCCUGAGGGACAUUGACCCCGCCGUUUUCAGGGACCUCAAUAAACUCGAGGUGUUGAUACUUAACGACAACCUCAUCAGCGCGCUACCUAUAAACGUGUUUCAGCAUGUGCCCAUUACGCACCUCGACCUGCGGGGGAACCGGAUCAAAACGUUGCCUUACGAGGGGAUCCUCGAACAGAUACCGGGCAUUGCGGAGGUUUUGCUGGAGGACAACCCGUGGGACUGUAACUGCGACCUGGUUUCUCUGAAGGAAUGGCUGGAGAACAUUCCGCAUAACGCGCUCAUCGGCAGGGUGAUCUGCGAGGCUCCCACCCGGCUGCAGGGGAGCGACUUGAACGAGACGUCGGAGGAGGACCUGUGUCCUUCACAGAGCGGCGGCGUGGACGCCAGCCUGGUCGCCCCUCCCACCCAGGAGGAGACCGCGGACGCCGCGGCCCGCGGCCCGCGUCCCACGCCUCACAAGCCCAGCGGAGACGCCGGCGGCCCGCCGACGCCCGGCGGCCGCGGGCCCAAGGGCCGCUCCAAGUCUCGCGAGAACUGGCAGCUGAAGACGAAGCCCACUCCGCUGGCGACAGGUGCGAGCGGCGAGAGGGAGCAGCUGCACAACGUGACGUGCCCCCAGCCGUGCGGCUGCAAGCUGGUCGGCUCCAGGCAAGGGCUGGGGGUCAACUGCGAGGGCAAGAAGAUCGAGAGCUUGUCCAACCUCAAGCCGAAGCCCUUGGCGGCGCACGAGUUGAACAUGAGAGACAACAACAUACACGCAGUGAAAAAGAACCAGCUGCUGGGCUACUCCAGCCUCAACCAGCUCGAUAUGGGUGGGAACAACAUCAAGAUGAUCGACAACGGCACCUUCCAAAACCAGAGCGAGCUGAGGUGGCUGUACAUGGAUAAGAACUAUCUGGAUACGCUGAUCGCAGAGAUGUUCUUGGGCCUUGUGAACCUGGAAUAUCUCAGUUUGGAAUACAACGACAUCCAGCUCAUAGUGGCAGGUGCAUUCAGCCCCAUGCCAAGCCUGAGGGUGCUGCUCCUCAACAACAACCUGCUGAAAUCUUUACCCGUGGAUGCUUUUCUUGGGAUUUCUUUAUCCAAAAUUAGCCUGCACAACAACUAUUUCCCCCACCUGCCCGUGGCUGGCGUGUUGGACCAGCUCAACUCAAUCAUACAGAUCGACUUGCACGGGAACCCCUGGGAUUGCUCGUGCAACAUUGUGCCCUUCAAGCAGUGGACGGAGAAACUCGGGGCCGAGGUGAUAGUGAGCGACCUCAAGUGCGAGUCCCCGGAGGAGUUCUGGAAGCGGGACUUCCGCUACGUGCGGAACGACCUCAUGUGCCCCAGACUCUACGACCGGAUCUCCCCCACCGCCCUGUCCAAAAACAGCACUUUCACCCUGGACUCGGGGACGCGCUCAAACUCUUACUUGGAGCCCAACAGGGUCUCCAUCUCGGUGCUCGUCCCCGGGUUGCUGCUGGUGUUCGUCACGUCCGCUUUCACCGUCGUAGGAAUGCUUGUCUUUAUCUUGCGGAACCGGAAGCGGACAAAGCGGAGGGACGGGAACUCGUCGGCCUCGGAGAUCAAUUCCUUGCAGACAGUGUGCGACUCGUCCUACUGGCACAGCGGGCCUUAUCACGCAGACGGGGGCGCGCACCGGGGCUUCGACUGCAGCACGCACCUCUCCACAACCAAUGACGCGUAAGAAAUAGGGGAGGGUGGACUCUCACAUACAUUACGCCUGCACACCAGACUGCUGGAUUACAAAAAUCACACAAGACAAAGACUGACAAAUGACUGAAACAGCAAGCAUCACCCGCUUUUGUUCGCCACAGGGGAACACAGACUUGUUUAUGUCUUGUUUUCUCCUGCUCAAGCAAGUAAGUCAGUCUGCUGCUGCUGCUGCUGCUGCACAGGCCCCCACUCUGUAAUAUAUGUAUAUGCCAAGCCCCCCUGGCUACAACCCCUCCCUCCCUCCCUCCCUCCUCCCAGUUCUGCUAUUUGCCGCAAUCGGACUAUACGGAUCAGUGUGAGACAGAAAGGAGGGAGAAAAAAGGAAGCGAGGGAGAGGGCUUGUGUGUGUGUGUGUGUGUGUGUGUGUGUGUGUGAGAGAGAACGAGAGAGCGAGGCCGAGGACCUGGGGAAUGGUGCACGAACGCAUGAAUGUAAAUGUAAAUACUCGGGACUGAUGUAACAUAAUCUGCAUGAUGAUAUUUCGCAUGGUUUCAACACACGCGCGCGCGACGGCGAGGAACCAUAACCAACAAAGAAGCCAACUCGACCCUUUUCAUGUUAUAUCAAUAUGACGACUUAUAUAUAGAUAUUAAGAAUUAUGUAUGACUAUUACAAAAAGUGCCAUUUCUCUAUUUUUUUGUGAACCUGCAGUUAGGAUUUGUAUUUGUUGUUUUAAAACUUGUUUGGAGACUAAGAGGAGGAGGGGAAGAAAAAAAAAAAACCCGACGAGGGAUAACGACGACUAUCGGAGCGAUGGAAGUGAUGCUGUCAGUGCAUGUUAUUUUCUGUUUGUUAUCAUUUUGAUUGUCGAUAAAUAUUGGGGUUAUUUAUACCGUAACUAGAUGGUGCAGAUUAAAAAUCCACGUCUGCGCAGUCAUCAUCUCCUUUAUGAAUGUAAAACUGUGUUCUUUUAUGGUGUGCCAAUUGUUGACUUGCAGAUAUUCAGACAUGCAGAUGAGCAUGACCAAUUAACGUCACUCAGAUGCUUCGUGCUGCAAAGUUAAUGUAGCUACAAUAACAGUUCUGUGGUUUUUGUGUGUCAAUGAAUAUAGCCUGCUUUGGGUGAGAGGAAGAAGAAAAAAACUAAACAGCAAACAAAGUAAUUUAAAUGGGGGGUUUAUACCAUCAUAUUUUUUCAAAAACUGAGUAAAAGAGGUGUUUUCAAUUGAGCUAUGUAGGUUUAAUUCGAUCUAUGUACACAGCGCAGGUAGACUGACGUAGACUAUAGAGUGCUUUUUUUAAAUGUCAGAAAACAACAAAAAAGUAUUCCUUCACUAGAAGAAGAAAAAAAAGAAGCUUAUGGCUAUGAUUCCCUUUCAUCAUACUGUGAGCUUUUGUAAAGCCAUCUAAUCUUUGUCCAAAUAAGAGAACUGAGGAACUCACUGUAUUUACUACAACGUGUGCUCGGGGAGGUGGGGGUGAGGGUGAGGGGGUGGGGGUGGGGGUGGGGGGGCGCCCACACCGAUGGCAAGAACUCAGCGUGUGGCCGAACCUUCGAGCUACAGGAAGUAAGGGGGAAGGGUGCCAACACAUAAUUAGAUGAUGCGAGAUGCCUUUUUUUUUUCUUCUUUUUUUUUUCCAACUGAGCAUUUUGAACUUCUUCUUAAAGGGGUCGCAUGGUUUUGAUGGGCGUAUGAAAACAAUGCCAUGACUCGAUACCUGUUUUUGGACUGCUGCUCGGCCUCUACUGCUUUAACCGGACCUGGGUUUAGGGAAGGGGAGGGAGGAAGAAAACACACACACACACACACAAAACAAAAACAAAUAAGGAUUAAAUGGUCGUGGCAGACUUAAAAGUCGGAGUCCCCCCAAAAAGAGGGAGGAAUGUGCAAUUUGAAUUUUUUUUUAAAUUCUUAUUUUGUUGAAUUGUGAUGCACAAUUGACUUUAAAAAAAAUUGAAAACGUUUCCAGCAUAAUUCGGCCAAACUCUAACCCUCCACGAUGAUGAUGCCAAGGCCGAUGGGAGCUGGUGAGAGACGGGCUUACGACCCCUCCCUCCCCCUCCCCCCGCCUCUCCUCCUGCCAGUAUCUCCUCCCCUCAGUAUGGAGUCUAGCGCUGUCCAUGGUGCUGAAUCACUUCCCUCCCAUUCCUUUGCUUUCUCUUUGUCUGCAUGCCCCUUUGCCCGUGCGUGCGUUUGUGCGUGCAGGCCCAUGAGGGCACACAUGCACCCCCCCCCCCCCCCCCCCCCCCAAAGCAUGUGUGUGUUCGAGAGAGAGAGAGAACAGUUGCGUGACUUUUACUUUUUUUGCAUAUAUGUGUGCAAACCCUUUUUACUCCCCUCGCCCCCUCUCCCCUGAUAUGUAACCUUGGGGACUAACAUCUCAGCAGAUCCUUGACAAACACUCAUCGUCCUCAUCACCGCUACCCUGCAAAUUUUGUUUUGCUUCUUGUCCAGUCACCUUCCUUCCCCAUUCACCCCCCCCCCCCCUCCCCUCCCCCUGCUCUCCUGUCCAAUCACAGGGAGGCGGGGAGGGGGCCGAAAAACUGUGUGUCUCCUCUGUGAAGUGUUAUUGUGCCACAGCCCACUGAUGAUUUGUCAUGAUUUUCAAACGCUGUGUUUCAAAGAUACAUUUAUAUGCUUUGCAAUAUUUGACCUGCUUCUAUUUUGAUAAAUAAAGUGUGGUUGAGGUUGAGUGAAAAAAACAAAACAUAAACAACAAAGUCUGGUUUUAGGAUUCUUUUCCUUGGAUUCCGUUGUUGUACGUAGAGACGAGACAGGCUUGGUGUAAUAUCUGUUUAUAUUAUUCUGCAUAAUUCAUAUCAUGUGGGGGUUUAUAAAUAGGCUUAACUGAGAUACACUGCCUUUGUUCUUCAGACUUCUUCGUAAUAAGAGCAGCAUAGUUCAGAACAAUGCAGGUUUUUACACUGUACAGCAUCAGGAUAUGUUCCUAUCAUGUUAUUUUCAGAUUAUAUCCAAAAGGAUUCGAUCAUUUUUGUCUCCUGCUGCAGUUGCUGGCUGUGCAGUUCUUAGCCAUUAACAACGUCUGGGUUGCCAGGUUGUGGAAAAGCCGCCUCGGGUGCGACACUUUGCUCUUCUUUAAUAUAACAAUGAGAAGUUUCUGAACCAAUUUUUGGUGGAAAGGUCUCACUAAUGGAGUAAAGCGUUUUGGUGAAAGAGGAUUCUCCACAAACUGGUAACCCAAAGGUUCUUCUUAUCAAUGGCGAAAUUUGACUUAUUAUAGCUUAUGGAAUAUAAAUGUAGCCUUAACAGGAAGUGAUAGCUAUUUCCUCUGUCCAUCUCUUUUUUGCCAAAAUUCAAAAACUCACACUGAUGCUUUUAUUUUAUUUUUGUUUUUGAUCAAAGGGAACAGAUAACGGAACACUAUCGGUGUCUUGCUGUUCUAUUCCAACUACUGUAAAUGCAAAUGGAUUCUCUUGCACAGAGGAGUCGUAUAAUGUAUAUUAUACUGGAUAAUACAUCUUUAAAACAUC